AUGGGCCAAUGGUCACCCAGGGCCAAGGGGUAUUCCUGGUAUACCGGUCUAGAUGGCUGUAACGGGACCAGAGGGGACUCUGGUUUCCCUGGAAUCCAUGUUCUGGAUGGGCCUGAUGUGGGAGCGGGUUUCUCAGGGAUCAAAGGAGUGCCAGGGGACCCCACCGUUCAGUUCAUCCAGUACCCUGGUAUACCUGUUGAUGUCGGCCGUGCUGGGGUUACUGGACUGCCUGCAUGUAGCUGUCACUGUAACUGUGAUGGAGUUAAAGGCAGUAAGGUAUCCAAGGUGAGCAGGGGACUCCGGGAUCCAAAGGCUCCCAAGGCCCUCCAGGUCCCUAAUUUGCCGGGCCAGUACAGGACGGCUUCCGAUUCACCCUUCACAACCAGAAGCAGAACGUGCCACAGUGCCCAGGGGGCAGCAACCUCAUCUACUCUGGAUACUCCCUCCUGUUCAUCAAUGGCAACAACAGAGGCCAUGGCCAGAAUCUGGCAAACAGGGGCUGGAGCGGAGGGCUCUGGUCAGCUGCUGGCCUCUUCGUGGUCCUGCCUAGAAGAGGUCCGGAAGAUUCCCUUCAUUGAGUGCCAUAGGCGAGGGACUUGCAACUACUACACUGACUCAUACAGCUACUGGCUGGCCUUGUUGGACCCUGAAAACAUGUUCAGCCGGUGGGGAAAGAGGUUGGUGGUCCACCCCCCCCACAUCCCUGACAGGCCACCUGUCACUCAACCCAGGAAGCAGAGUGACGAGCUGAGAGGGCGAGCUCUUUAUAAGAGCCCCACAGAACCCUCAUCAACAGAACCAGGCCUGCUCCAUAUCAACUGAUCUAGAUCCAGCACACUCCGGUCCAGCUUAGUUCAGCUAGUUUCACCGUGUCUCGUCCCUGCAAACCCAACCCAGCUCUGUUGGACAUGAAGUUCUCCCAAAUCCACUGUGCACUGGCCCUGCUGGGUCUGGCC
This is a messenger RNA of Oncorhynchus tshawytscha (Chinook salmon), 956 nucleotides long. RefSeq names its product collagen alpha-5(IV) chain. Bases 1 to 822 code for a protein of 273 amino acids. The record is from RefSeq and is a predicted model, not a curated record. Gene Ontology annotation, cellular component: collagen trimer. Gene Ontology annotation, molecular function: extracellular matrix structural constituent. The transcript is spliced from 8 exons. NCBI's taxonomy places the organism in Eukaryota, Metazoa, Chordata, Actinopteri, Salmoniformes, Salmonidae.